CGACAUCGCGCAAUCUGACUGUCAAGAAUCAUUUCAAACAGGUAUGAUAUGUAUUGAACAAUGGCUAUAAUUAUUGUAAAAUCGUGUGAUUUUAAUUUUAAUUUGAUCAUUAUUAUAUUUGUAUGAUUUAAUUAUAUUAUCUCGGUGUCAAAAAUUAAUAUGCUCGAAAUCAUUUCAGUAUAAUGAAGUUAUCAUAUAGCUCAAUUACUCUGACCCCGACUUUGAUAUUUUUACUCGGUUAUUAUUUCAUGAAUUAGUAAAUAAUUUGUUGUAAUUUGUUACAUUUUAAUCACUUGAAAAUGUAUUUUUAUUUUAUGGUGUUGGAGUAAGCUUCUCCCAGCACCUGCAAAGAUCAAAAAUAAACUUAUAACAGAUACAAGAUAAUAGAGCAGAAUUUGUUAUAAUUUGUAGCUCGAAAUCCAGAAUUCGUUUAUAAAACUAUAAAAUAUAACGUGUAAUGGUUUUCAAUAGUUAUAGUAAUUAUGAAGCAGGAAUUUAUAUUACGCCGACAAUGUAUACUUGCAUUUUACAACGAAUUACGAAUAUACGUAUAAAGUGCUAAUACAUUCAGUAAUUGUAUUUUAAUUCAAUAUAAUAUCGUAAAACUAACCUUUAUCAUAUUUAAUUGUUGCACUUAAAUGCACAAUAUUAGCUACUGUACUUAUGUUUAUGGACAAAAUAAAGUUUUCUAAUCGAAUAAUUGUUAUCGGUUGACGUCUUUGCACAUACUGAGUUGGUGCAAAAAUCGUUCAUACAGUCAUCAAAGGAUUCGAAUAUUUAUAUUCGUUUUCAACAAUGAAACAUAAAAAGAAAGCUGUCCUAUAAUAAUGAGGACAGGUACAGCUACUUUUAUAGGUGAGAAGUUGAGAAGGUAGUAGAUGGGAAAUUUAAUGUAUUUCUGUAUGUAACGAUUAACCAUUGCUAACGAAAAGCGAUUCUGAGCGGAGUUCGGUUAAUAAUGUUACAUUGUCAACAAUAAUAUAUAUGUCAUAUAUUAUUGUAAAAUAAUUAUAUAAGCAUUCAACAUUUUUUUUUACAAUAUUUAUUUAAUAUUGUACCUAUUUUCCCGUUUUACCUAAGUUUAUUUCGGUUCUCUCAUGUUUUUCCAAUUUAUUGGGGAAACUCCUAGAAAAAUCAAAAAAUGACUUCCUUAAAGGACCAUCCUAGUCAGAUUUCUUUGUAGAAAAGUUUUCCACAGAAACAAUAAAAAAAAAAACCUGAUAGAUAUUGCUGAUGGAUGCGAUACUAUUGUAGAUAGAUAGUUAAGAAGGUAGGAUAUAUAAGGUUAUUUAAUGUAUAUCUGUAAGCAAUGAUAAACUAAUGCUUACGAAAAAACGAUUCUGAGCGGAGCUCAGUCAAUAGUGAUGCUUUAUCAACAAUAUAUGUGUAAUUUUAUAGUAAAAUAAUUAAAUAUACUUUUUAUAUUUUCUUUAACAAUAUUUGUUUAUUGUUGUGUCGAUUUUAUGGGUUUUACUACGUUUUUUCCGGUGUUCUCGUGUUUUUCUCUGUUUUUCACAUUUGCUGGAAAAAUUCCCGAGAAAAUCAAAAAAUGAUAUGUAUAUCUUUCUAGUCAAAUUUCAUUUUAGAAAAGUAGGAACACGUAAAAAUCGGAGCAAGUUCUCUAGUAGUUUGUAGAAAAAAAAAUCGUUAUAUAUUUUAACUAAUACCUACAUUUCUUGUAUUUUCCUACGUUUUUUUUUCGGUUUUUCAUAUUUGAUGAGAAAAUCCAAAAACGAUCUCUCUAAAGUACCUCUCUAGUUAAAUUUCCUUUUAGAAAAAUUGCUAUCAUUAGAUGUUGGAGCGAAAUUGCUCAAAAUUUGCCCAAAAAUAAAAAUCGUAAUAUUUUACUAAUAUAUUUUGUACAUUUUCCAGUUUAUCCUCCGUUUUUUUUUUUGGUUUUUCACAUUGGAUGCUAAUCUCUUGAGAAAAUUCGAAAAAUGACCUUCUUAAAAUACCUCCCCACUCCAAUUUCCUUUCAGAAAAAGUUCUAGACGUAAAAGUCGGAGCAUGUUCUCUGGUAGAAAAGUUGACACAGAAAAAAAAAUAAACAUCUUUGUAAAGCCAUAAACUUCUUCACUCCACUCAAAAUCUAAAAUAUAAACAUCAUUUUAAAAUCAAUAGACUUAAUUUAACUUGUAUUAUAUCAUUCUGUAUGGCACCAAAUAAAAUUAAAAAGUUUUAAUAUUAUUAUACCUUAUAAGAUAAUAUAUAUCUUUUCUUUUGUAACCCUGUAUAUACGAAAUAAAUUGGAAACGAAUUUGUAAAAAAAAAAGUCUUAUAUAUAAUACAGUUUGCAGGAGUUUGUGUGCAAAAAUAAGUUUUCAUGUUAAACGUUAAAAAAAAACUUCGCAGACACUAACAUCGUUCGGGCACUGCAUCAGCUAUAGUAUACGGUAUUACGGCUUUUGUGACGUGAAUAGUUUUUCAGAGUAAUAAAAAUAACCCUACGGAACGGUAGCGAACGUCAAGGAAGUCGAGGGGAUAGUGCUGUAGUUACGUAUUUUAUUGGAAACACAUUUCGGGAUACCAGCCUCGCCAUGGAAGAGUCGCUGAAAGAUUUGUGGGUCAAGAAUACGGCUGUCGUAGGCUCGUAGCACAUCGAUUCAUCUCCUACGACGACGACGGGAACAAAACUAUAUACACCGUUCCUCUCCCUAACCGAGUACGGUUUCCCUGGGGAAGAGCUGCAGGAAAAAAAUUGUUCCGGAUAUGUUUAGUGAACUAUGCGAGUAACGAUAGUAUAUAUUCUUUUUACGAGACGGGAUUUACGGUUAGAUAAAACCGAGGUCACCCACACAAUAAAGGUGCAGUACAUUUUACACGCCACCAUAUUCUAUUCUUCUGUACGCAAUUAAGAAUUUAUAGACUUUGUUAUGACAUUUGGUGUCUUUUCUAAAUAAUGUACUCUUAAUAAUCUUAAUGUAAAUUAUAUAAAUUACUUAAAGAAAUUAUUGUUUGUGAAUGGCUUGUAUCACUGCUUAUAUGAGUGUUAAGCUGGGAAAAAGAUCUAUGGGAAGAACCGUUGAAAAAUUAAAAAUUGUUUCAAAUAAAGUACCACCAUUUAAAAUUUCAUAUCUUUUAAAAUAUUAUUAUAAAAUUUGAGAAAAAAUCGUAACAUUUUACUAACGAUAAUGGGUUUCCUAAAAAUAAAAAAGGAAUUUCAAAACUGUAGAUACAAAGAGUUACAUUUUAAAAAUAAUUUAGAAAUAUAUAUAUAUAUAUAUACAAGCCACUUAAUCUAACUAGUAAAAAAAUUUGGACAAAAUAGUGUUAAUAAUUUAUAUAAAAUAUUGUCUAGCCCCCUGCCAAAAGUGUUAAGCAUUGUCUAUAAUAAUAGCCGUAUUAAAUUAGUAUUAUAUUUGAUUAAUGCUUAUUGUAUACAUCAUACAACUUAUUUCAUUAUCGGCAGUUUAUACGUAAGGCGCAAAUAGUGGUGGGAAGCUUUGGGAACGAGUGCGGCCACUGUUGUGUGUGGAUAAUAAGGAAGAUGGAAUAGACAAAAUUGUUUAAUUUAUACCUGGAACCAAUAAUAAACCAUUUAUAAUGAAAAACGAUUCGGAGCGAAGUUCAGAUAUACAUGUUUAAAAAGGCCGUAAUAUUUACGAUUUUCGAUAAAAUUUGAUUUUAAAACUCAUAUAAAAAAAAUUUAACUAAUUUUUUUUUUAACCACUAAUAAUGACUUAUAAUGAACAUUUUAUCAAAAUUUCAAGUAUUUCUGUUAAGUUUAAAAAUGUAUCUACAGAGAAUCUUCAAAAUAAAAAUUCAUAAAAUAACUCGACAAAAUUAAAACCUUUAUAAAUAAAUCAGAAAUGUCUUAAAUGUUCUAAAAGUUUUACUACAUCUAGAAAAAGUAAAUAUAAAAUUUCUGUCGACAUUUUGUACCUCAACAAAUAAUUUAAACUAAAUUCCAUUAAAAAGAACAAAAUUUAAAAUAAUAAAUAAUUUUAAGUCUACACGAGACUUUAAUUUUCAUUAAACGUCCCACUUUUGUCCUGAUUUCAUAAUAUUUUUAUCCUUAUAAAGUUUAUGAACAACCAAUAAAAUAUUUUUAAUACCUAUAAAAAUAAUUCGAACAGAUACUAUGUUAGUAUUAUAAUUAUUUUAAAAUAUUUGCAGCUUCACUAGAUUACUGUCAAAAUAUUAGUAUUCUAUGCAUACAACUACCGAUCAAAUAUCAUACCGCUGUACAUGAUUGCAUAUUCUGAUUUUCUAAUUUUGUUAUUACAUAUAAGUACGAUUCAUUUGACAAUUUACAAUUCAUAAUUUGAAUCAUAAGCUAUACCCAAAUCACCCACUCAUCCACCCACUGAAAAAAUGCAGAGACCUCUCAAAAAUCACUUCACCACACCAGUAAGCAGCUAUAUUUCAUACAGAAACUGUAAGAUAUUAGACACAAGCAACAUUUUCGCAACCAGGUAUAGUAAAAAAACGUAUAAUAUAAAAACCCGUAAACUAGCUACGCCUGCUCUAUAUAUUAUAUGAUAUUAUUAAUUAAUACCUAUCUAAUAACCUAAGUGUGUAAAGAUACGCUUGCGGGAUUUAUUGUACAAAUAUUUGUCCACGAUUUGCGCGUUAUAAUCCACGGUUUUAAAAGAUAGGCGCACGCUAUAUACCCGACUAAAAUAUAUAAUAACCACGUCACAUAUUAUAAUAAUUAUGACAUCACGAGAUCUGCAAACAGAUUUAUAAUACAUAUAGAAAUCACAUAUUCAUCAACAUAGGCAGCAUGUACAGAGAGUUGGGAGGCUUAAGACACCCACGAGAUUUAUAGACUUAUAGUCUCCAAUGAUUUUUAUUUAAAAACCAUUCAUAUCUUUCAUGUGUAUUCACAAAAUAUCACCUCAACAUAACACCUUAAAAUUUUUUAUGUAUCUAAACAUAAAAAAUAAUAAUAAUAAUUUAUUUUCACAUGAUUUACAAAUCAACAAGUUAAUUAGAAAGACAACCGUUUUUGUUAAUAUUGAUAAAAGCAGAUAUUCAAGUGUUAAUUAAUGAAAUCAUACACCUAAAUUAUAAGACAAAAUAAAUUUAGAAAUGGUUGAAAACCGAAUUCCCAUAAUAAUUUCUGAUUAAAGACAAAUACAUUUGCUGAAUGAAAAAGUUAAGUGGCAUUUUUAGAUUCUGAGUGGAGUGAAGAAGCUUAUGGUUUUAGAAAGAUAUUUACUUUUUUUUUCUGUGGACAACAUUUCUACUAGAAGACUUGCUCCGAUUUUUACGUAUAGCAACUUUUCUGAACGGGAAUCGGUGUGAGGAGGUACUUUUGAGAAGUAAUUUUUCGAUUUUCCACAGAGUUUUCUCAGAAAAUUUGAAAAACUGGGAAAAAUAUGGGAAAACCGGGAGAAACGUGGAAAACCGGGGAAAUCGGUACAACAUUAAACAAAUACUAUUAAAGAAAAUAUUUAGAGUCUAUUUAAUUAUUUUACUAUAAUAUGACAUAUAAAUUGUUGAAAAAACAUCAAUUGAACUCUGCUCAGAAUCGUUUUUUCGUUAACAAUGGUUUAUCGUUGCUUACAGAUAUAAAUAGAAUUUCCGUCUAUAUCCUAUCUUCUCAACUUCCCAUCUACACCAGUGACUGCACUCGUCCCCAUUAUAUCUUACCUUUUUUUUUUUAAAUAUUGUUGGUUUGUGUCUUGUGACGGAAUGUCAUUAAAUAUGAAUACGCCCAAUAUUAUACAUUAAUAACAAAGAUUAAAAAGCAAAAACUUUUUUUUUUUUUUUGAAAUUUUUGGGAAGCAUCGUUUCCUCAUAUCCACGCUUGAAAUAGUGAGUCCCACGUGAUAUUUUAAAAACUUAGUACCUAUUUAAAUCGAUAUCAGUCGUCAUACGAAAAGAAACAAUGACAGAAGUAAUGAAGUUUUAACUACACACGCGGUGUAAUCGUAUAAUCGUUAAAAUAGGAUGACGAAUUCAAAGGAACAUUAUAUAUUGUAUAUUGUAUAUGCGGUGGGGUUUCAGUUUUUAUACACUUACCACACAAUAUUUAUCUUAUCGUCCGCGAAAAAAAUCGAUUGAAAAACACGCCACGCGUAGAGAAAAAUAAAAACCAACAAAAAUAUGUAACCCGCGGUGUUUCCUAUAAAAGGUAUUGCGAGGCACGUACGUAAAAAAAAUAAAACUUUUCAUAAACCAAAUUAUAUAGGUAUAGGUGAAUGUACGUGUUUUCGGUUUUUGGUUUGCGUGUAACCACACGCACAAAUAUCGAUCGUUUUUGUCGGUAUUCAACCCUUCCGGGACGUUUAUGUUGAUUUGCGCGUUGUUUUUCCGGCCUGAUUUAACAUGUGUAUAAAUACAAUUGAUUUGUUUUUUUUUAUGAUUCCUUAUGGUGACUAUCAUGUUAUUCUCGCGGGUUUACAUUCCCAUUGAUAAAAUGGGUGAUCUUGAGUCAUUGAAACACAAUAAAUGUACUCUGAAAUAACAUAUAAUUUCUUGACGAUCAGUGACCAUUAUAAGUUUUAUAUAAAUAUUGUCAAUACGAACGUUUUCAUAACUCGAAGAACCAAACAAAAUUACUCUUUGUCCAUAAUUCGAAAACUUUCAUGUUUCUAACAUACAAAAAGUGUACACCGCACGAAUAUCAUGUUAAAAAAAAAUGUUUUUAAUCAGAGUAUAAUAUAUAAAUAAGGUAAGGUCGGAACAGUCUUUUAUCGAUAAUGUGGCCUCUCAGUGAGGUACUUUCAGUAAAUAAAUACUUACAUAAACUAUUUUAUCAACUAUUUUCAUUGUUCUACGAUGCGUAAAACCAGCACAACUUUUUGCACUUUGAGGUCGGGUUAUAAAUAUUAAUUACAAUUAUAAUUAAUUAGAUUAUUUAUUAUUUUGUUUACAAACACAAAAUGUAAAAAAAGUUCAAUUUUCAACAUUUUUUAACAAUUUAGACAUUUAAACGUAACCUCGAUAUAGUACAGUUUGAGACGCUCUCUGAAAAAAAAGUAAACUAAAAUAUAAUUUUCAAGCGACCACAUAAUAAAUAGUUAUACAGAGGAAAUAAACAGUGCUCCGACCUUAUCUCCUAAAAUUGUGACUUUAGUUACUUUUAAAUAAUAUUUAUAAUAAACAGUGUCCUGCUGUUCUGAGGAAGUACUGAAAAAUGAAAUGAACUGAAUUUAUACUUGUGUAUCGCAUAUUGAAGCGAUAAGAAUAUUUAAAAAAAAAACCGUUUUAAAUUGGUCAUCAAGUCUAUAAACAUCGAUACUAUCACAAUUUUUAGGUUUCUUAUGACGAAUUUUUAAUUUCUACAUUUUAUUCGUAUAUAUAUAUAUAUUUUUUUUAGAGGAAAAUUCGAUCUCGAGUCGCAUUAUAUAGACUUCACUACAAAUUCAAAUAUACUUUUCAAAAUUUGGAUUCGCAAUUUUCGAAUUAUUCUAGCUGAUAAGACACUCACAUAUAUGUGUUAAUAGUUAUUGGUAUACUUAUUAAUUCAAACUGAACUAUUUCGACGAACAAUAAAAUUUGGUCUUAAACUCUCAUUUAAAAUAUCGUUAUACGUGUUUAGUAUCAUAUAUCGUGGAUGUUGGACGUUUAACCGAUAUAAUUUUUCUGCUCACAAUAAAUAUAUUCUCGUUACCUUUGAAAAAAAAAAUCAAUAUAUAGAGGGGAUAUAUUUACGUACCAAAACAACAAUUAUGACCUGGGGCAAAUACAAAAAAAAAUGUCAAAUGAGUUUUGCAAAAAAUAUCUAUCAUGUUUUAGGUUUGUAUUAGCUGCAAAUAAAUGUAUUAGGUACCCCAUCAACCUCAUUCGUCACUCAUUACGACAAUAUUCCUAACUAUAAUGUGAUGUAAAUACACAUAUAUUUCGAUUACUAUUUAAAUUACAUUUGGAAAAUAUAAAUAAUAUAUAAUGAAUUAUGCAUACACCGGUUGGAAUAUUAAAUUUGAAUCUAGGGCAUUUAAACGGGGAGGGGGCAGGGUUUAUUUUAUAUAAUUGAUAAUAGAGUCAAAUAUUGUAGAAUUUUUUCUCUUCCGAACUAAUAGCAAAAUCGAAUUUGACUAUAUUAUGAUAAAUAUAAACACAAACACGGGAACCACGGCGUCGAUCAGUAUGUAUUUAUGUACUUUUCGGGAAUCUAAAACUAUGGAAAUUUAUAACGAGUGCAAACUGAACAAGUGAAAUGGUAUACAAAGGUAUAUUAUUAUACCAAAUAUCAAGUAACGAUAAUAAUGAGUUAUUUUCAAGGGAUUAAAUUACCCGGUAAGUAAUACUCAAAAUACUCGAUAAAUACUUUUUUUUUUGUUUUGUAAUUUGAGACCGUGGUAGUACACAAUAUAUGAACACAAAUCUAACCUCUCCGUUCAUUUGUCGUGCAGAGUUUAUACAUAUAUAUCCAUAAGAAAAAUAAAUGACAAUAUAUUACUGUAAUAAUAAUAAAAACACACUGUUAUAUCUGCAAAUUAAAGCAAGAAGGACCAAUUUCAAGAAAAAAAAAAUUAAGUAUUACAAUAAUUAAAGACUUAACAAUAGAAUUUAGAAAUUUUGAGAAAUAAAUAAAAAAAUUUUCCAGUAGCAACUUUUAAUUUCAACUAUCAAUUUUCAAUUUAUUUUUCAAUUUUUUUCUUCUUUUUUAACAUUGACAUAUUUAUGCAUCAAAAUAACCAUAUAGUAAUAAUAUUCGUUCAUGUAUUUGUAGCAGUAUUUCAUAAAUUAUAAAGGCAAAUAAAUAUUAUAUACUAUUCUGUAUAUUAAAUAAUUUCCUCGUUCCAGAAUACAUCGGAAACAUAAAAAAAGAAUUAGUACUUCAUUUUUUUAUUUUUUACCACUAAUCAAAACUCAUAAUAAAUCGUCAAAUUUUUAAGCAUUACUGUUUAGUUUAACCUAAAAUUUUUUUUCUGCAGAGUACUACCAAUCAAAAAUUCAAAGAAAAUUAAAAAACAAUUUUCUUAUUUACCAACGAAAUUAAAAAUUUAACAAGGUUUCUUGUCAUUUUUAAAUAGGAGCAAUAUUUAUAGUAAAAAACAUAAGUCGUACAAAUUUAAAAUAAUGACAUUUUACGCUGUACAUAUGUUAGUUUCACAUUUUUCGUCUUUUUCCAGUUUUCCCAAUUAUCAUGAAAACUACUAGGAAAUUCAUAAAACGACUUUCUCUGUUGAUCUAAAACGCAACAAAAAAGGUUACUUGUCGUUUUUCUAUUGAAGCAAUAUUAGUAGAAAACAUAAUUUGUAAAAAUUAAAAACAAACAAAUCGGUAACACUGUAAAUAUUUGCCGUUUUACCAAUAAUUUUCUUUCUAGCUUUUCCAAAUUAUUUUGAUAGUGAUGUUUUAUGAACAAUAUAUAUAUAAUUAUAUUAUUUUAUAGUAAAAUAAUUAAAUAGGCUUUACAUAUUUUCUUUAAUAAUAUUUGUUUAAUGUUAUAGCGAUUUUCCCAGUUUUUCUAAAUUUUUCCCGGUUUUCCCGGUUAAUUUCCUUUCUUAAAAAUGACUAAACUUUAUACAUUAGAACAAGAUUUCUGGUAGAAAAGUUGUUUACAGACAUAAAAAAAAAAAAAUCUAGGUAAAAUCAUAAGAUCCUUGCUACGCUCCGAAUAAAAUAACUGGAAAGAAUACGUGAAAAACGUGAACCAAAAAUCAUUCCCUACAACCUUCAUUUAUAUUUAGUAAUGCUUUUAUAAUUUCUAGUAUUUUUACUGCUUUUUAUGAAUCAACAUAAAUCAAAAAACAACGUAUUUUCUCGGUUUAUUAAAAAAAAAAUCAAUUUUCCUGAAAAUAUUUACUUCCAAAAAAUGCACGAAAAUUGCACGAUUAUUACAGAAACUUUGUUUUUCCUUUUUUUUCUUUUAUUUGAAAAAUCUAUUUUUUUGGAAUGUUUGAUCUCUAGUACUUCCACACAUAAUAUUACACAAUUUUUCACAAUUUUUCACUUAGCCUAUAUUAUUUUAAUCUACAUUGAAAUUGCAGACUUGCAACGUGGUAAAACAAUAUUAUUCUGAAUAUCGGCUAUUCGCGUUUGACGAAAACAAUCAAAAUGCAUCUUGCGUAAAAACGAAUAAAUAAAAACACAAACGAUGUAACUGUAAUAGAAGGACUACACAUAGUUUGCUAAGAGUAAAUUGCAUUCAAUAAUUUAUCAUCCACUGCGUUAUAUUUUAAGGUCUAUAUAGUAUUAUAUAAUAUACGAAACGAUAAAAUAAUAAAAAUAUAAUCGUUUCCGACCGAAUGUAUAAGAUGCUAUAUACAAUACGGCAGACCGGAAAAACGCAUAUUAUAAUAUAGUGUAGUAAUACACCAUGAGGUCGCAUAAAUCUUGCCGAUUUUAUUGUACAGGACGAUUAUACAUACACAAACAUUGGCAAGAUACUUCAAAAGAGGAUAGCAAUACAAGAUACACGAUAUUUACAUUUAAAUACUACAAAUACUCGAGAUAUUAAAAUUUAAAUGGCAUCAUAAAAGAUGGGUGGUUUUUCAAGUUGUUUCCAGUUUUGUAAAUUUCAACAAUUAUUUUUUACCAUUUAUUAACAACCUUAAUGAUAAGAAUUUUCCAUUAAUUUACUAUCUGGUACGUAUUAAAGGGAAAGGGCCAUAGUGGUCAAUAAAAAGUAAAAAUAGUUUUCAAAUUUUGAAUACAAACGAACAUGAAGUUUUAGACUAAUGCGCUAGUGUAAAACUAACUCUCUACCGUUCGCCUUAAUUGAAUUAUAAAACAUACAUUUUAAUUUUUUGAUUUCUUCUCUAUGUUUUAUAGGAAAAAUUUGUAUUUAGUUAGCUAAGUUAAAGUGCAUAAUGAGUUUACCUUGUUUUUUUUAAAAAUAAACUUGCACCUAAAAGUAGCAAAAAAAUGCAAAUAUUUGUUCAACAAAAUAUAGACGAAAAAGUCAAAUAUUCACAACAGAAACUGGACUACUGGAAGUACCUAUGUUUAUUUUACUCCAAGUGGUUUACAAUGUCUAAAUGUAUAAAAAAGCGAUUUACUUCCAAUCGCCCUAACGAUUUAAUAUUUUAAUUUCAGUUUAUACUAUACAGAUGAUAAAAUAUAAUAAUAGCAACCAAACAAACAAAACGAUUUCCAAACCAAAUCUUAUGUACUAAUCUAAUCGAAACAUCUAAACAACUCAAUUACAGCCUACAAGUACAGAGUGUAUUCACGGUUUUAUUUUGAUACUAUCAUAGAUUUUUACGCGCAUCAUCUACAUACUUCCGUGUACGUUAUUUUAUCGGUACUACACGGCGAAUAUUAUUAACCAAUAGUAUUAAUAAAUCACGUAAACUAUGAAAUAUUACGUUUUUAGAGUUAUUUAAAUUUGUGUAUAAAGAUAUUGUAUGUUGCAAAUAUAUGGUUCAAAAAAAAAAAAACACUUGAAAUAAAGCAGAAAUUCACUAAAAUUCAAUAUCAAUAACACUUAAUUUUGUCAACAGUUAAACAGUUGACUCAAAACGAUCGAGUACAUAAUUUUAGAACAUAUAGAUAGUCUUAAUAAUUUAAAAUAUGCGGGAUAAAACCGAUUUGAUUCAUUCCCGCAGCUGAUUGAUGAUAUCAAAUUUUAAAAAAUAAACUUGAAUUUUCAAGUAAUAUUAAUAUAUUAACAGCAGAAAAACACCCCUCCCCUUCAGAGAAAAAAAAACUAAAAUAGCACUAGUUAUUGCUAAAAAUAAAUGUAACGUACACAAUAAUCCUACGUAUUACCUUUUGUACCUAUGAGUAUGAAACAAAUUCAUUGCUAGUGUGACUUGAAAUUUCAAAUGAAGAAAUGUAUUCUAAAACUACACAUGCUUAUAUUUUAAUAUUUUUUAAAUAUCGAGAAGAAAUCUUUUAUAUUUUUUUUUAUAUAAAUUUUAGAUCGCUGUAUCUUAAGUAAUUUUUGAGAUGUAACAAAAUUGUGUUGAUAAAAUGUUACUUAAAAAAAUCAAACCAUUUGAACUUAGUAUUGAUGAAAAUAGGUUUUAUUAUUAAAAUAAAAGUUAUUUGAAAUGCACAUGCAAGCACUGAAUGGGUUAAAAUAUGAUUUAUCAGUGAUUGCAUUCACCUACCGAAAACUAAAUUUAAAUUCAAGGUUAUCCGGUUGAAAUAUUCAGUGUUACUUAGGAAAAUACAAAUCACACAGAAUACAAACAAAUGAUUAAAAUUGUAGCUUACAUUUCUGUAUAUUCAGCAAAAUAUAUUGGUUUUAAAAUGAUGUGACUUUUUUUGUGUUUUUACAUAAUUUUUCUACAAGUAAUUUUAUACUGCAAUCAAAACAGUUACAGUAACUUUAUUAUAAUAUUUUUCAAUCUUUUUGGUUCAUUAAGAAGGUGAUUUUUGUGAUUCCAUUGUAGUGUCCUUUUAAAUAGAAAAAACUGAAAAUUAUUCGUAUCAUUUUUUUUUUCGACAACUACACUGUGCUAAAAUACCAAUAAAAUGUUCAUUCCACGUGAAACGAAGACGGCUAUAGUAAUAAUUUUGAACGGCCAGCGUUAUUUUUGUCUGUCCCUUGAGUAUCUAUAUCUAACUACACGGGCGGAACACAUUAUUUUAGACGGUCGCGGUCCAAAAUUCCAAAUGACGGGGGAAAAAACACAUAUACGCCGUAAGGGGUUUCGAAUUUCGUUGAAACGACCCGAAAUAUACACGCCAACCGCGGACGUCUCCCUCCGGAGAGUUCUGCGGACGCACGGUUAAGUACUUAUUAAACGACUUUACGACGCCGACCACCUCUCCACGGGAAUAUACAUGUGACACGACCACCGCUGAUAAGAAUCAGUCGCACCCCUCGGUCGGGCAAAAACCGAAACUAUUUAUUAUUAUUUCUAUUGCAGCCUGGUGUUGGAACUCUGAAGGGCCUAUUCUGGAAUUAUAUUUCGCUAUACACGAUUCAACGUUGUGCAGUGAAAUAUAAAUGGAAAUAUUAUAUCGAUUCGUAUAUCUGACCAGCAGUACGCGCUUCCCAAUGAUGGUACGAAAAAUUUCCCGGUUUAAUUGGAUUUGUAUGAUCCUAAGAAUGUAGGAUACAUAAAGGUUAUUUAAUUUAUAUCUGUAAACACCGAUAAACCAUUGCUUACUGUUUUAUUUGAAUACGAUUUCUUGUAAAAAUGUAUUCGCAGACAGAAAAAAAAAAUAUUAAAAAUAUAGUAUAAUCAAUUGCUCCGCACAACUUUUCUCUAUUGAACAUUUUGUAUUAUAUAAUAUGUUGAACAAUUAGUUAUUUGUGGACGUAAAAACUUGUAUAUUCUAUAGUUUGGAGGACUAAGGCCCCUAGGUCUUCCCUCUGAAUUCGUCACUGCGUAUAUAUGUAUAAGUUACAAAAUAUAAUGUAUUUCAAUUUAAAUAUUAAGUAAAAUUAAUAAUGUAAUAAAUUUAAUUCUUUCAAAAAUUAAGUCACGUAAUGGAAAAUUAAUUGACUGUUGAAGUUUUUAUAUUAUGAAUUAUUAAAUUUGUAAUUGGAAUUCUUUGACAGAAAAACCUUCGCUAUUUAAUUGAAAAUUAAUCAGAUGAUUAGACAUGUUGAUUGCUCAGUGAGGUCCAUUAUAUACUAUAUUAUAUUAUAUUAAUUAUAUGUAAUAUUCUAUAUUAAAUAAUAAUAAUAAUAAUAAUGUUUAUUCCAACUUAACAAAGAAAACUUAAAAAUAGUGAUACUGUUGAAGGUGGGAAAUGGGGUAAGUAGGAUACAUAAAGUCAUUUAACUUUUUUAUAGACUAAUGAACUUCCUGUCAAAUUUUUAAACAUUUCAAUAAAAAUGGCUUAAAUGUUUUAAAAUUUUAUCCCGUCUAGAUGACACGUAAAAUUGUGAAGUGAAAAGGUAAAUAUAAGUUUUCUGUCAAAAUUUCAAGUCACUACAAAUAUUAAUAACUGAAUUCCAAAAAAAAAAAAAAAAAAAAUUGAAAUUAAUAAGAUCAUUAUUUUCACAUAAUUUCCUUGUUUUUUCUACGCUUUUUUCUGGUCUUUUCUAAUUAUAAUGAAAACUACUAAGAAAAUUAAAAAAUUAAUAAACGAAAAAUUUCACCAACUAACUAGAUUAAAAAUUAAACAAAAAAGGUCUUUCGUCGUUUUUCUAUUAGAGCAUUAUUUUCGGAAGAAAACAAUUUGCAAACAUUUAAAACAACGAAAUCGAUAACGUAGGGAUGCACCGUAAAUAUUUGCCAUUUUACCUAUAAUUUUCUUUUUUCCCAACUGUUUUAAAAACCCCUUGAAAAAUUAAAAAAAAUUCAUUUUUAAUGAACCAACUAAAUAAAAUUUCCUUUCGUAAAAGAAGUUUCACUCUAAAGAUUAGAGCAAGUUUUCUUUUCGAAUAAAUGUUUACAAACGAAAAAAAAACACACAUAUCAUAGUAAAACCAAUAGAUCCCUCACUACGCUCCAAAUCUAAAAAAAUAAUAAUUAAAUACGCAUAUUACACCGUUUUGAAUAUUACAUAACUGCCUAGCAUUCAUGUGUAUACAGAAUAUUUUAAAGAUUCUGUAACUCACCUUUACAUAUAAUGUAUAUACCUUAUAACAUCUAACCGAAAUAAUACAUAAUAAUCUUAUGACACUGAAGACAGGUAUAAUACGCAGUAAUACCUACCUGUUGCGGGAUUUUUUAUUUGUUUUAGGAAAUUCGGCUGGGUUUACAGAAGAAAAAACCAGUGUCUGCUGCAGUAGGUACGAAUCUCGAGCGUGUUACAUAAAACGAAAUCGUAUAUACAAGAAAUAUUUGUAAUUUACAAGCCACCCAUUUUAAGAGAAGGAUAUAUACCCGACAUACAAUGCUUCGGUUUGACUAAUUAACUACAUAACGAAAUAACGUUACUUAGCAUAUUGUAAACAGUGACUUUUAGAUUUAAAUUAUAGUUUCAACACUAAACACACAAUUUAAAGACAUUUUUAUUUAUGGGCAAUACGUUGCUGGUUUUUUAAAAUAUUGCCAAACGCAAAUUUUUACGAAGCUAUUUGACAAAAAAGAUAACACGACUGUAACAUUUUUUGUUUCGCAAUAUUUUGGAAAAAUACAGCAGUAUGGCACAAAUACUAUAAAAGGACUAGUUGCUAGUUGCUAGUUACUAGUUCUAGAAAAUGGAGCUAUUUUUCCUGUUAACUCUAGUCUGAAACUUUGUGUUUGAAUCCUGAACAUAACUUAUUAUUUUACAUGAUGGGGUUGUUAAUAUGGUACAAAAUCUUCAAACUAGAGAACCAGACUACUCCAAUCAGUUAAGGUAAAGGUUGAGCUAUUGCACUAUAGUGCAUUGAGCGAGGCCAAUUUCCGUACGCUAUUGACCCAAUAAUUCCGUUUAAACGACGGCAGUUUUCUAACAUAGGUAAUUAAUUUAUGUAUCUAUGAAAUCCAAUAUUGAAUCUUAUCAAGUUUUAAAAAAAAAAAAUCAUGUUUUUCGAUUAAACACGUAAAAAGGCGAUUCUCAAUACUAUAAUGGAUAUAUUUAUCGGUAUUUUACAUAGGAUUCAAAUACUACGCAGUGUUAGGCACUUAAUUUUGGUAUUCGUAUAGUAACAGAAUAAGUUAUUCACCUUUUAUUGUUGUCAACUAUUCAAAAUUCCGAAUUAUUUUGACAAAACUUAUCGCAAGAACCUAACUCAUAACAAAAACUACAUGAAUUGUUAUUAACAUUCUCAAUAUAUAGACUCACACGCGCAAUAUUUAAAACCCAUUUAUAAAAUAAUCACGCAUUCAAAACGCCAAUAACGAGUCACACAAUCGAUCAAUCAAUUAAAAAUAAUGAUUGUUCAAUUAUUAUGAUUAUUAUUCGGCGAACAUACUGAAUAUACGAGAUUUCUAAAACAAAACGGAUUAAAAUAAAUUCGUAUAUUAUACACACUGAAUAUAAUCAUCAGACCUUGUUUCUCGUUUCUUGUGCAACAACGCUGCUGCUGCUGUAAUUUUUGUCCGUUGACUCGUCUUGCAAUAAUAUUAACGAUGAGAGUCUUAUAUUAUGUUCGAUCGACACCGAUAACAAUGAAAAUAAAAAAAAUAAUAAUAAUAUGGUCUAUAAAUGAUAUAACGAACCAGUUGCGUAUGCCUACACGGAAUUGAAAUAUGUCAAAUUAAAAACCUAGAAGUGUACUUGUUUACAUUUUUUUGCGGUUCAAGGUCUAAUCACGCGAAUUUUAUAUAAAUUACUGAAUUCGGAAAGGGCAAGUGAUCUAAUUAUUUUUGAAUUGUUCAAAAAUAAACAAAAUACUUUUUAAACACCUAUAGUAUUAUAAUAUUUUAUAAAAUAACUUUAGAAACGUGUAGACAACUAACCACCAAUAGGAAACGAUAUUAUUACGAAAUUCCAGUAUCAUUUUUUUCUUUUUGUCGGCAUUACAAAAAAACGUCGUCUCAUCGAGAGGCGAGGGUCCGUCUUCUCGGCGAACCUUUACAGUAGUCAUACAGUGAUGAUGAUGGCACGAUUAAAAGGGGUCUCAAUAUAUGAGGUUUCUGAUCAGGACCGUAUCCUCCUGACAAUAAUAAACAUAAUAAAAUAAUGUCGAGCGCUGAAACCUAACGCGGUUCAGAAGAGUGUAGCAAAUAAUAUUUUAUCACAAUUGUCGUAAAAAUUGCGCUUGUCGUCGCUGGCAAACCGAUCGGAAAUACGAUGUCGCGUAAUACGAUACACCAGAAUAAAAAUAUAUUGAUUGAUGGUAAUAGGAAAGACGAGUUGAAAAUUCGCCAAAAAAAUAAUAUAAAUUGACGUAACCGAUUGCAAAACGAGAUUUAUAAUAUUAUAAUAGUCCGUAAGAGAAAUCUGUUAUAAUGGAAUUUCCCCUUGUAUGAAAACCGUUCUCUGCCAGUGAUUUGCUUUUUUUUUUUGCGUUUUUAAACCAUCUAAUUAACCGGCAAAACUAACGAACGUCUUGUGUACAAAAUAUAUAUAUGUACAGUACGGCUAUGGUACUAAUACGAGGGUUGAGCCAAUUAAUCUUUCGAUAACAAUAAAUCCUAUAUUUUAGAAUAAAAUCUGUUUUUCUACUGCUCAAAAUAAUAUUUCAAUAUACUGGUAUUAUGAUAAAUCGAUGAAACUACAUAGCACUGAAACAAGCAAAAUAAUACAAUGUAAUUGCAUGGCUGCUGUUUAAAACACUAUGUAUUUAAGCUAGGAAAUUUAUUCAUUUAGCAGCUUUGGUAUUAUUAUGUCACAUAGCAAUUUACGAAGUUAAACUUGCUCGUAUUAAAAUCUGUAUCUGCUAAAAACUCUCUAAGGUUCCUCCCCACACCUAUUUCCUUUUAGAAAAGUUGCUACACUAAAAAUUGGAGCAAGUCCUCAAGUAGAAAAGUUGUCCACAGAAAAAUAAACAAAAAAAUAAACAUUUUUCUUUGCUCCACUCGGAAUUUAAAAAUUAAUUAAUUUGUAUUAUAUGUAUAAUGUACAAUUAUCAUGUAAAAAAAGGAAUAAUACUGCACAGAUUCAUUUUUUUCUAAUAUGUUGUAAAAUGUUAGUAAAUACUAACUAUAAGAAUGGAAAGAAUAUAUAAAAUAGAAUAUUCACGUGCAAAACAUUUUUUGCAAUUGAAUUACGAGGAGUAUCACGUCCGCUUAACUGAAUCUGAAUCUCCACUUUAUUAUCAGUAUUUUAUGUAAUAUAUAUAUUAAUAUACCUAAUUAUAAAUAUUUAAAUUAUUCUUUAGAUUCGGAGCGUUCUAUAAUAAAUAAAUAAAUGUUAUUUUAGUAUAAACAAUGUAUUAAGAUCGAAAUUAUCAUCAAGAAAAUCAAAAGUCAUUUUAUACACAAGUUACCAUACCAAUAGUAACUUAUACCUAUAAUACUUGAUUCUCGAUAAAAGAAGACAGUUAAAACUUACGAUAUGGAAAAAGAAAAUCUAAAGAAACAUUUAUAGACCGGUGUAUAAUAAUGACCAAGGAAUUUUCGAAAAAGAUAUAAUAAAGAGCUGUAUUGUCUUUAUAAGAAACCCAAUAUAUUCACAUAUUCAACAUGAAAACGACUGGGUUGUACAUGUAUGUAUGGUAAACAUGGAUGUUUAAAAACAUGUUUCGUCAGGAAAAUUAAACAAAAAAAAAACCACUUGGUAAACCAAGAACUAGAUAGAAAGAUACUGCAAAGAAGGAUAUGAAAUUUAUAAAUGAUAAUAUAACAAUAAACUGAACUCUGGACUGAAAAAUAUAGGAAAAGCUGACACUAGUGGCCUAAUAAUUAUGAUGAACAUCAAAAUUCUUCUACCAAUACAAUACAUAUUUUAAACCUAAAGUCAAAAAUCAAAUUUGUCCGGAAACCGUAGUUGAAAACGUUGUCGGUGAUUGCUGGAAACGUCCCCAGAAAAACGAAGGUUACCAUUCUGGUAUCUGCAAAACCGAAAGUCAAAAAGUUGUAGAAACAGAUGGCGGUACUCAGCUAAUCAACUAUUGACCUUGGUCAAACAAGUACUUUGGGCUUUAAACUCGAUAAUGUCCCCGGAGUCCACUAUUUCAACGAACCUCCGUAAACAGCAAACUGAAGGCAAAUUAUAAAAUAACAUCCGCUAUUUUAUUGCAACGAUUGAUUUUUCUAUAGGUCAUCAAAAUUUAAGACAUUAUUAAACAAAGACCCAAUUCCUCUCGCUAAAGGGGAAAAUUGUGAAGCUCAAGUCCACUAUCGACUAAAAAGUGUACACUUUGUAUGUACUGUGUGUGCACUUUUUGCGAAAGGAAAUUUUUCGAGUUAGUACUUUAACAAAGUCUAUUUUUUUCAAUUUUCCAAGCAGUUUACAUAAUACUUAAGAAAAACGGAAAUAUUUACGAAAACAAUGAUAAUAAAAUAAUAAUAUAAUUAUAAUAAAAUUAUGCUUUUAUUAUUUUCAAUUUUAUUUUUUGUUGUUAUUCAGUUAAACAUAUUCAUAAAGACUUGAAGUUUGGACAGAAAACUUAUAUUUGUCUAUUCUAGAAGUGGUAAAAUGUUCAAAACAUUUUAAUUAUUAAUAGACAUUUUAAUUUUGUGAGUUUUUAUGUCAUUUUUAAUCGGUUUUACUCGGUGUAUAAAAUUGUUAGCGCAAACAGAAAUACUUGAAAAUUGAACAGACGAUUUAUUAUAAGUUUUACUUAGUGAUCAAUAAGAAAAAGUUUAGUUUAAUGUUUUUUAAUAAGUUUUCUUUUUAUAAAAAUUUUAAUAUUAAAUUUUGACAAAAACCAUAAAUAUUACGGUCUUUUAAAACAUUUAAAACGGAACUCCGUUCAGAAUCGUUUUUCAUUAGCAAUGAUUUAUCAUUACAUAUAAACAUACUCUCUAUAUCCUACCUUCUCAACUUCUCAUCUAAAACAGUGUUUCACUUAUCGUGUGAAGUACGUCCGUCUUUUUUAUUUCUAUUUUGCUUUCAAUAAUUUCUCCAAUGCAUCUCUGCGAACACGCUUUGAAUUCAUUGCCAUUACAAAGAAAACAUUUGCAAGCAUUGCAAAGAAUGCAUUGGUAUGAAUGGAUGCAUUUACCACACUUUGAUAUUUCAAAGGAAUAUAUCUUAACCGCUUAAUGGCUUUAACAACUAUCAGUAAUUGACUUGUUCUUUCAUAUGGUGGACCACAAAUAUAUGUAGACUGUUAUUAAGUAUUUCAUUAUUAAUUCCAUUUUCUUUCUGGGCAUUUUAAUUUACAUAUACAGUUUUAGAAUCAUUUUUGCUGUGGUAAGCCAAUGAGCCUAGUUAAUAAAAUCUGGCUUUCAACUGGUAAAUACAAUAUUGAGCAUUUUCUGGAUCCAAUAGAAUUUGUUAUUUCGUAAAUAUACCUCUGGUCCUUGCUGAGGUCUUUUAGGUUUAUAUCAAAGAAAAUAGAAGGAAUAGUGAAGUCCUUAUUAACAGUUUACAUACCUUUGUGUUUCACUAUAAGAAAGAACAAGACAAUUGGUGAUAGUUGAAGCUAUUUUGGUAGGUUUUUCCCUCUCUCUCCCCUUGGUGUUUAAACUAUGGCCAUUUUGAGGUAUUGAUUUUAAAUUUGUGAUUCAUUUUAGUGAUCUCAACGCCAAAUUCUCCUUAUAACGCAUUAGUAACACAACGGUACCAUUUUAAAAAAAACUUUGUUUAGAUGUGUGUAAAUGACCCACCCUAUUGCCUGAUGACAAAACUAUUAUUAUUUUGCAAUAAAUCAAUAAUAUUUAACUCAUUAUUUGAUUAUCUACUCGGAUUAAUAAGCAUAUGAAGUACCUCACUACAUACAAUUUGAACAUUCAAAGCUGUUUGAAAAGCAUAAGUGCGAAAUAUCAGAACACAGGUACAACGGCAUGUUUUAUUAUAAAGUCGUUACACGUUCGAUAAUUAUUAUUUUUUUUACAGUUGUCGUUUUUAUACAUAUACACGUAUGUUAUUAUUUUGUACGCUAUUGUAGUCGUCGGCUAAACGAAGCGAUACAAGUAUUAUAUUACGUUAUUAUUGCACGCCUAUUGAUUUACUAAUUAAUAUUUAACUAUUAAAAAAUGAAAUGAUACUACUAAAAUGAGUUAGAUAUAAAUAUAACAAUGGAAGAAGAAAAACACAGUAGAAUAAAACGCAAUAAUAGAAGAAAUAUUUUAACCAAGAUAUUUGCAAAACGGAACACUCUGUGGUGAUGAGGGUGCAGUGUUUUUGCUUUCAUUAGUCCCGAAACGAAUCAAAAUACACUAGAAAAGAUAGGGGAAGAGACACAAAAUUCUAUAAGUGUUUGCGAAUGGAAAAUGAAUGAGAGCCGGGACGAAACUAACAACAAUAUAGUAUUGAUAUAAACACCGGCUCCACGGAGAUGCUUGAAGUAUAAAUCAGAAAGGGGACAUCGCAAAAAUCUCCCCCCAAUCGUAAAUUGACCGAUUUGGAUUGGCUGACUGCGGUAUACACAAAAAAAUCUAAUUAAUUUUAAACAAAAACAAAAUUAUGAAAUAUUUUACAGUAAAAUGAUUCUCGAAUAUAAUUUAAUUAUACAGUACCUAUAUCUAUCCGUGAUAAAUAUUAUACUUAAAAUCGGAUAAAAUACGGUUUUGGUAAUAAAAACUAUAUCGAUUAUGCUAUUAAUUUAUUAUAAUAAACAGAAUUUUGUAAUUUCGCAUUGCGGGUAAAUUAUAAUUUUCACGUUUUUUAUAAGCUUUAUACACGAUUGUUUGGAACAUUGUGUGUAUAUUAUACACUACGAGUAUGCGCAGUGUAUAAAUCUUGUUUCAAACACAAUUAUAAAGUUAGUAUCAUGCUUUUUACUAUCACGAUAUUUUGUAUUGCGAUCGUAACUAUCACAGAAUUAACGUCCAUAUUAUGAAAAUGUAAUAUAUAAAUCGAAUAAAUGACGUAAUACAAUCGAUAUAAUAGUGAAUUUCGAUAAAAACAUUAAUUAUUACAGAGCGAUACAACAGUAAAAUAGAGCGACAUGUUCACAUGGUAAUAGUUACUAUCUAUAGUUACUAUCACUCUUACAAUCCCACAAUAUAGUAAUUAUCUCAUAUCGUGUGUUAUUAAAUAAAUAAAUUGUAUCAAUUCCCUAGCGAUAUGUGUUGAAUGUCGAUGCAUCGGGGGAAAAUUGGAUUGGUAACCAAAAGUUUCACAUUUUUUUUUUAAAAUAUCAGUACAGUAACUUUUGGUUACGCUUUACGCCCUGAAGAAUGGAAAAAUCAAAAAAAGGAUUCAUACAUAUAUUAUAUCAAUACAUACAAACAAUAUAAUACAACGCUGUUCUAAUUGUAUAAUAUUAUUAUACAAUGACAAUUGCAAAAAAAAAAACCCACUAAGAUGAUAAAUAAGAAACAACAUCGCGAUUCGUACCACGUAAUCGGUUUAUAAAAACAACGAUAUCGGAUUAUCACCUUUUUUUAAGAAUACUAUAGGCUUACAAUCUGCAAGUAAAUCUCAAUAAUAUUAAAUUCUUUGCGACGGUUAUAAUAGUAUUACUUUAUUUUGUUAUACGUCGCAAUCGAUUUACAACGCUCGUACGAAAAUGUGUAAUUGUUUCGACGGAUAUUACCAGCUAUACUAGUUGUACCUACUAUAUUUGCAUAAUACAAAUAAUUUUCGAAACUUAUUAUCUCCAAACGAACGUCACGCACAAACGACAAAGGUCUAGAAAAUAAGAUUAUUGAUAUUUUAGCUUGAAAAUUCCAUUUGAUAAUUAUUUUGUUUUUGAUUCUGAGCGUAGGAACGUAUUAUGCACUUCUGUUUUUUUUUUCUGUUUAAUAUAAAAAAACAUUUCAACCUAAAAUCUUACUUUUUCUGGUGUAAAAUUUUGUCUGGUUAGUUACCUACUAAUAAGUAGGUACCCUAUAAUAGACAGUGGCGGAUAUCUUGAUUCUGAGGGGGGGAAACAAUUUUCAAAUCCACAGAGGUAAUGAGGUUUUCAAUCAAGGUUUACGUCGUAUCAGUUAAUUGAACCGAAAUCAUAUAAUCUAACUGCUAUUCGGCUUAAAUGCUAACCGGUUCACUGCGCAGUCUUCUGAAACACUCGCACAUCGUAAAUAAAUAAAUUUAAGUUUUACGGCUGAAACCUAAUUACGAAACGUGUCAAGACUAAUCUCAGACGCACAAGCAUACUUUGAGAUUUUGGCAAACAUUUUAUAUCGAAACAAAAAUAUUACGAAGACAUUUCCCGAGAGAAUUAAAGUCGUAAUAAUUUAUUAUGUUUUCCGUACGAGAAGCCAACGAUUUCUCAUACGUCGGUACGUUUUACGAUUAUUUCAAAUUUUUCCCCACUAAUUCCGUCGGGAAUCUUGCAUUUUGAGAGAAAAAAUACAAUAUUCGAGUCGUUACAGGUAAUACGCGAAUAAAGAUGUUUUGGUCGUUUUGGAUCGUAGCUAUGAUUUUUUGAAUAGUAUUCAAAAUGGACGUAGAUCAAUUUUUUUAUUAUAAUUUAUAAAUUUAAAUUUUUUAAAUACAUAUUUUGUUAGGUAAUAUAUAUGUAUAUUGUUCACUCUUAUAAAGAAUAUAUAUUUUGAUUGUUUUAAAGUUAUGAAAUACCUAGUUUUAAUCAUAAAAUGAUAAGUGGUGAAUCUAGUCGUUAAAUGUAAUUUUUAAAAUGGGGGAGCAAAAUCAUUUACAACGAUCAAACCUGAUAUUAAAUAUCUUACAACAAUAUGAGAAAAAAUAACAUAUGAUUUUUGAGGUAAAUGCCCUCAGUCCUAAAUGUCAUCGGAUAUGAUUAGCACCUUAUCACGGGCAUAUAAAUUUAAAUAAUAUUGAAAAAUGAGAAAAAUAACAAUUGGAAUAGAAUGAUCAAUCAGAAAAAUCGGUAAAAUCGUUGGAUUGACAUUUAGUUUGUAACACUAAAUUUCGGAACAAUGUGCAAAAAUUAAACAUUUUUAAAUUAUCGUUUUGAUUAAACAUCGCUGAAUUUUUUGUAGAAACGAUAAUAAAUUUGUUCCUUAUAUUAUCGUUUAACCCCACGCCCCACUCUAUAUGCUUUUAGCUUUUAGCUUUUAUUUAUACGACCGUUCGCGUCUCCCGUCAAUAUUUAUACCACUAAGGUUUUGACCUUCAUGUAUCCUAGUGUACAUAUACACCUAGGUAUACAGAAAAGAAAAAAUAGAAAAAGAAAAUAUUCAUCUCAAAUUACCCUUACAUAAAAUAUUAUCGUAAAUUUCCUACCGUACUUUUUCCUUAUGCAGAUCUAUUAAAUAGCCGACGAAUAGGUCAAAUGUUUUUCUUUCGUUUUAGGCCAUAAAAGUUUAGUAUACAGGCUAUAGGCGCCUAUACAUAAUGUUUAUUAUAACAGUUAUAACUUUUACGGGCGAUAUGGACAAAUAAUAUGUAGGUAUAUAAUAUAUAUUUAUAUAAAACUUUUAAUAAACGUUUAAAUGUUUAAACGAUAUUAGCUGUAGUGUUAUACUCGUGAAUUAUCUCACAAAAAAAUAAAAAAUAAUAAUAAUAAAAACAUAAUUAAAACUAUUAAAAAAAAUAAACAAAAUUAAAAACGCGCACCUUUAAUUAUUUAUAUUACGUAUACUAUCGAGUAAUAGGAAAAACAAACAGUGACAUUUUUAACUUAUUUGACUUGAAUCGCGAUAUUUGUUUGAUUUUUAUAUAAGUCUGUCGAAAAUCGGCUUAAAAGAAACAUGACAAAAUGCAAUUAAGUAAAGUAAAAUGCAAGUAAAGUUAACGAGUUAACAAGUUAAAAGUUAAUCGGUUUAUUAACUGAAAAUUAUUAAUCAGCCUACAGAAAAUUUGCUGUAAUCAAAAUGAAAAUAACCAAUAUAUUGAAACAAAAAAGGACGAAUUAUUUCGGGAAUAUCAGAUUAUACUUAUUUUGUAUACUCAAUACAACUCUGUACACGUCAUUAUUUGUACAAUUGCAAAUCGAGUAUAGUUAAAAUCAAAAGAAACAAGAUGAUGAUCGAUUAUUAAAAAUAGUAAUUUUUUUUUUUACAGUUAAAUACGCACACGUACACAUUUCAGAUAGAAAUGAUAAAUUUUUUAACUCCUCUGUGUGUAUAAUGUGAAACCAAUAAUGUUAUAAACAACAUUUUUACAGUCCAUACAUAAAGCAUAUUAUAAAUAUGUUAUAAAUAUGUUGAUGACACGUACAUUUUAUUUAGUGGUUCAAAUAGACAAACAGAAAAUUUAGUAAACUACAUUAAUAAAAUGUAUAAAGACAUUCAAUUUACACUCGUAAAUUGAAUGAUGAAAAAUUGGAGUUUUAUUACUCCACCCAAAAUUGUUUUUCGAUUGAAGAUUUAUCAUUGUUUCCCGCAUAUAGAUUUAAUAAUCCUAAUUACCUCUUUUUCUUGAUCCAUUUUGUAAUACUAAUUGAACGGAUAUAUUAACACGAUCGAAUUUCGUUUGCGCAGAUAUCAAAGACGGGAAAUAGCAGCAUGAACGGCUGUGGGGAACCUCGAGACAGCGGCCGGGACGCGGUCGUCAAUUACAAGACGAGAAAGCGGCCGGCGGACACGGUGUACACGAUAACGUUAAACGGUGGCAGCGGCGUCUUGGACCCACACGAAGGGUCAUGUACGUGUUGUCAGCCGCCCAACACCACGGAGUUUAUUGGUGGUCCACCACAACAACAACAACAACAAAGGCGCAGGCCGCGGACUUGGACGUGUGGUGGCAUCAACGGAAUCGGCGGCGGCUCGUCGAGCCUGACCAGGAGCAGGACAUUCACGAGCAAUUACGAACGGGCCAUAUCAUCGUUGCUGUGGCAACCCUACGAGUGCCGGUCAUCUAGCAAUUCACUCAAUGACGACGGCGACGUGGCCGUGUGGCUCAAUGCCACCGGCCUGUACGAACCGCUGUCUAGUCGGUCAUCACUCAGUCUAUCCACCAUACCCAGGUGA
Cinara cedri is the source of this 25073-nucleotide messenger RNA. The record is from the annotation of a GenBank genome assembly. NCBI's taxonomy places the organism in Eukaryota, Metazoa, Arthropoda, Insecta, Hemiptera, Aphididae.